This is a messenger RNA of Portunus trituberculatus (swimming crab), 10388 nucleotides long. RefSeq lists its product as uncharacterized. Gene Ontology annotation, molecular function: ATP hydrolysis activity; ATP binding. The transcript is spliced from 6 exons. NCBI's taxonomy places the organism in Eukaryota, Metazoa, Arthropoda, Malacostraca, Decapoda, Portunidae. The record is from RefSeq and is a predicted model, not a curated record. The coding region runs from base 863 to 3652 and encodes 929 amino acids. Gene Ontology annotation, biological process: endosomal transport; vacuole organization.
UGGAGGAGUUUGCACCCGAUGUCCUGUCUUCUUGUAAGCCGUCGAUGGCCCUUUUCUUCGUCUCAGUUUGGCUUGUAUUCCCAAUCGCCUUCCUACCUCACGGUGGACAUCCGCGGCUCAGGUGAGGCAGUGAGGGCUUCUCGUGAAUUAAGAGGGUAAAUGUGUCGUGAUGGUUGAUAAUUAAUGAAGAAGAACGUCUUGUAGGCGUGUGAGGGCCGCCACCGCCAGCGGGGGAGGGGCAAGGCAGAACCAGCGGUCCCGCGCGCGCAGCGGAAUCGCGCAGGGGAACGGAGUCCACGGCACGACUUUGAGACGCUCCCGCGAGUCUAGUCUCCCUGCCUCAGUUCGGUCACGACUGGCGAGGCAAAUGGACUUGCUGCGCUUCGGUCCGUGAGCUUUGAGCUAAAUUGCACGGAUAUUGGACGGUCAGAGCUGCUAUCCUGACACGCGAAGACCCGCCGCUGUGAGACUAAAAGCAGCGGUCAAGUGCUGAUAAAUUGCGCGACCCACAUAAUCAGUGAAAUAAGUUGUUUUGUUAAUUUUAAAUAAUUUGGUGAUAAGGAUGUUUUUGUAUUAGUUCUUGUUUUACUGAUCAAUCGGAAACCAAAAGUUGAACAAAUAUUUAUGAAGUGUGAGUCCGCCAAGACCAAGACCAGCUCGUCCACAUAACAUCUGCACCGCCGCAUCGCCUCCCCCUCACGGAUACUGAGGGUCGACGGGACAACACAGCCUUCGAGUUUCUUGAGACUUGAGUAAGGUGACCACUGGAAUCUGUCUUGAUGGCUCGGUGUUGAGGCAGUGCGGACUCCGUACCCAGGAUUAAGACCCGCCAUCGGAGUCCUUAAGGAGCAGCGCAGUGAACAUGGAUCCGCCCAACAUGGACAUGGAACUUUUCGAGGCCCUGCUGGCCAACAUGCACCAGACCCUCCCACAAGGUGGAGGCGGAGCAUACGAUGACGACGUCGAUGAUGAUGACGACGAUUACGAGGAUGAUGACGACGACGACGACGAUGAUGACUACGAUUAUGGUGGAGGUCACGAGCAUAACAUCCACGCGAUGGCCAACCCCUAUGGCGGUGGCGGCGGCGGUGAGGGUGGCGAUCUAUCGCUGCCCACUAUGCAGACAAUGAGCAUUCUGCAGGGACUGCUCAAUAUGAACCCUGCGGCCUUGCCCGGUGGCGUACCUGACAUGGGUGGCGCCAUGAGCGGGCCCAUGAACGGGGGUAUGGGCUCCCCUAUGGAAGCCGGAGGUGGCUUCCUCUCCAACAUGCCUUCCUUCCUGCCUGCCAUGAACACAGAGAUGGCCGGCUCUCUUGCCGGAGCCUUUGCAGGCGGCAUUGGUGCGCUUAUGGACGGUUUCGCUAACGGUGCAGGUGGUGCCGGUGGCGCCAAUAUCAGUGAGUACCACGAUGAUGACCUUCUCUCCGAUGAAGAGGACGAAGAAGACGAUGAAGAUGACGACGAGGACGACGAUGAUCUAGACGAACGAGGUGGCAUGGGCUCAGCUGUGGCAGUAGCAGCAGGAGCGGCGGCUGUGGGGGCAGUGGGCGGUAUGAUGGCUUCCAGACUAAUGGGGUCUGGCGCUCCACACCCAGCCCACAUGCAACACCCGGACCAUCCUGCAGGUGUCCCGCACCCAGUCCACGCCCAGCAUCCUGCCCACGGCUCUCACCCUGGCCCUCUAGGGUUCACACACCCGCAGUACUCCACAGAUAUGCUCAGCCCUCCUACGGCGCACCCACAACUGCCACCUCCCUCACACCACUCCAAUAUGGCGCCGAGCAUGAGUGGUGGUUCCGUGAGAAGCGUCGAUCCACUGGCGGGCGUGCCACUGGGCCUGGCGGGUGUGGCGGCAGGAGCUAGCCUUCUGGCACCCGUAGUGAACGGACUACUCAAUAACAAGCCUGCUGCCAAGCUGGAUAACUCUGACGCCUCCAGCGUCACCCUGGUAGGCGAUGACUCUCUUAACUCCACUAAGACGCUCCCAUCCACAGACCGACCGGCAGACCCCAACAACACUGCCGCUGCAGCCACCGCCGCCGCUGCUCCUGCUGUUGCUGCUGCGGCGGCGGCGCUGGAGAAGACUCACAUCUCUCAGCCCAACAAGGAAGACCCAAAAUCCGCCCCUGCAGAAGCAAAGCAAGAGGGCAACAAGCCUGAAGCUACCAAGCCUGCAACCACUAAGCCUGCAGCCACCCCUAAAAAGGAAGAGUCCGAAAAGAAGCAAGAAAGUGUGGAGGGAGUGACAGACGUUACUGAGGCACGCGAAGAGACGCCAAAGCCCACACGUGUGCCCUCUCCUAAGGAGGACCAGGAGGACGACAAGGCAAGUGUCGGUGCUGACUCCGUUCCAGGUUCUGAGGAGGCAGUUGACGGCAAGUCGGACACUGAGAGCGUUAGAAAGAAAACACCCUCUCCUGUGCUGGUUGAGAAGUUGGGUCGCCUCAGUCCCACAGGGAGCGAAUCCACGCCUGUUCUUGAGUCCGCAAGCUGUGCGUCAAUCACUGACCUUGCCAGCGCCACCGAAUCCAUGCGAGACUCCGAUACCGACAACCAUUCUGAUGCUCACAAUGUCACAGCCAACCUAUCUGACCUUGACAACGACCUGCAUGAGGCGCAGCCCAAGGUGCGCGCCCCGCCGCAGUAUGCCGUGGGAGGUCACUUGCCCAUCGUGAUCGAGAAGCCCACCUUUGGCUGGCAGUCUAUGGUGGGCCUCGACACUGCUAAGGAUGCUCUCAAGAACCUCUUUAUGAGCGAGACUUUCCCGGAGGUGUUCGAAGGGACUCAGGGCACUUGUAAGGGAGUGCUACUCUUCGGACCCGUCGGCUCCGGUAAGACUUGCCUUGCACGUGCCCUUGCCAAGGAGGCUCAAGACGCCAUCCUGAUCGGCAUCUCAACGGCAUAUCUAGCGACUCAGCCGCCAAGCGAGGCGCCCAAAAUCGUCCGCUAUCUGUUCGACCAUGCUCGCAUGCACAGCCCUGCUGUCAUUCUCUUCGACGAGGUAGACGCCCUCUGCUACGACCGAUCGAGCGAGACUGCGAUGAAAGCCAAAAUUGAGCUUCUGCAUCAAAUCCGAGCACUCACAACCCUCAACCCCGCCUACCCGCCGGGCAUCAAUCCACAUGCCUUCAACGAUGGUAUCAUGGUCCUCGGCACCACCAAUCAGCCCUGGCUCCUGGAGGAUGACUUACGCAGGAUCUUCACGUACAACAUCCACGUUAAGUUACCUGCUGAGAAGGCACGAGAGGAGCUGUACCGUAUGUUCCUGCAGACACUGCCGCACACACUUACUGACGACCAUUUCAAGUGCCUCGUUGCCAAGAGUGAAGGGUACAACGCAGCUGACAUCAACAUGGUGGUGCGGCAGGUGGUGGCCCAGAGGUCACCCACGGAACCCAACAAGUACAUACAGAACGUGUCUCGACCCAUUACCUAUGACGAUCUCGCCACCGUCAUGACAGAAUACAGGUGUCGAUUUACAGACGAUGUGGCGAACAAGUACCAGAGCUACAUCAAAUCCGCCACGCACAGAUCAGAAGAGCGGCGGGAGGAUACUAAAAACGAGGAGAAGGCAAAGCCCAAGGGCGUCAAGAAGUUCGGCCAGAGGAUCGCCAAGUCCAUUGCUGCCGCGCUCGUUGCUGUGAUAGAUUAAUCUGUGUUUAGCUUGUAGUGAAAAGACAGCCCUGGCGCGGCGGCGGCGGCAGCGGCGGCGGCGGCGGCGGCGGAGGAGAAGUAUGAGGAGGAGGAGGAGGCGGAAGCGGCCUGGCCCGGGCACGGCGCGCCGCACCCCGUUGUAAUUAGCUCUGUAUAGUCUGUCUGUGAUGAAACCAUUUUAAAUAAUAUGUGGACCUACGCUGGCCACGACCUGGAGUGAGUUGUGGCGGCGAGCGGCGUGGCCCAAGGGAUCCCUCCUCCCCAGCCAGGGUCGGAGGAACUUAGUCACUGAGUCAUUACUUCUGAUCCCUACUACUACUGCUACCACCACCACCGCCACCACCACCAUCACCACCAUCACCCACCAUGAUUCCCAAGCCAAUGCCCCGCCUGCUGCCUGCUGCCUGCCCGUUGCCUGUGCCCGCCUCGCCAGCGCCCCACGCAGGCAGCAGCCCUUUGGAGCUACAGCCCCGGGGACUACUCAAGUGCCUCUGUGAAUGCCACGUAUAAAAUUGAGUCUGGAAUUGUGGUGUGUCGUGCCUUGGCGGCUCAGUGUGUGCGGUGUUGAGGAGCCUCUCGGCCCGGCCAGGUGGGGGCGUCGACCCGAGGGGGCGGUCGGAGGUGCUGGUCAGUGUUGUACAAAUCUUCUUCGAUAGAUAAUCAUCCAUUUCGCCUAAGUCACGUGAUCUCAAAAGUGCGUAUGUGGUAACUUCCAGUUUUACUAAUCAUUAUUGUCAUUAUUAUUAUUAUUAUUAUUAUUAUUAUUAUUAUUAUUAUUAUUAUUAUCUUUUUGGUAGGUGAAAAACGCGAAUUGUUUAGUGAUCUAAAGUGAUAAUCAUAUAAUAAGUGUCUUAAUCAUUACAUUGUCUCGUAUCAUGAUCGUGGUAGUUGUCAAGUCUUGAUCCGGAAACUCGCCCAAAAGACAAGAUCUGAGUGUGUCCGGAGCGUGGCCACAACACGCUCCCCCUGACCCAUCUGUUACACUUUCUUUGUUUUGUUUUGCGACUUAGUGGUUCUGGGAAGGUGCGGCAUGUGACGCACCCCAGUGGCAUUGUGAAGGCUCGCGCGCUGGCUGGCGGUGAGAGCAUGCAAACUUGUCCCCUCCCUCCCCAUACCCCCCCCCAAAAAAAAAAGACACACACACACACACACACACACACACACACACACACACACGCAAAGCGUUUUUGACUCUUGAAUUAUGAAAUAAAUCCCUUGCUGUUGCGUCUCUUUGUUAAGAUCUCAAGACAUUUUUUUGCCCUACCCUUGCUUUCUUAUUUUGCCCCAAGCAUUGUAAGAAUUCCCAAGUCCUUGUUUAUUGGCAUUACCCAACUGUGGCAGUUAAGAGAAAAGCUCCCACACCCCACAGCCAGCGAGCGAGGCCUGUGGUGUUAUAAAGACAAAAAACUAGUGCCUGUCUCAAUCUCAAAACAACAUGUUUAUCAAUAGCGAGUCAGCGCCUCCCACGGCCGCGCUUCCGUCAUUGAAGGGCUGCCUCGCCUCCAGCCGGGCAGACUCCUACACCUGUUAGACUCAAGUGCAUGAUUUUUUUUUCCCUCCCCCCCUUUCUCUCUCCCCCCCUUUCUCUCUCUCUCUCUCUCUCUCUCUCUCUCUCUCUCUCUCUCUCUCUCUCUCUCUCUCUCUCUCUCUCUCUCUCUCUCUCUCUCUCUCUCUUUCUUUUACGUACGUCCUGUAACGUGGCGCUGCAGACGGUAUGAGGAGUGACUUCUCUAGCUCUCCCUUUUCCUUUCCUCCCUCCCUCCUCAUCCUCCCUAUCCUCAUCCUCCUCAUCCUCGUGGUGGUCCAGUUGUACAGCUUGUGGGUGUGGGCGGCGCUGGGACUAGCGUGGUGCUUCCCUCUGCAGGUCUGGGAUGCGGGAAUUCAUGCUUUUCUGCUUUUCAUUCAUUGUUGGUUCAGCAUUAUAAAGAUUUUUCAGUGACAUUUUUUUAUAUAUACAUAUAUAUAAACGGGGAAAUGGGUUAUGGUGAAUUUCGUUUUAUAUAUAUAUCGCUUAUAUAUAUAAUUAUACCUAUUCUGUUGACAUUUUUACAGAAUUCUGUUGACCUUUUAUUGAAUCCUCUGCCCCUAUCCUUUUUUUAUCAUUUUUAUUAUUAUUUAUCAAGGAUGUUGUUAACCUCCCGCUGUUCAGCUUAUCUCAUUAGGGAUUCUCAGGACUUGAUGUGAAAUACUAAGUCCUUGUGGAACUCCUCCGUCCCGGCCCAAGGGAAAGCACCUCGCCUGCUGUACACGACGCCAAGCCGCCCCUGUUUCGCUUAUUUAGAAAUAUGGAUGGCGAGCGAACCUCCAUCUCUCCCUCUACCUCUCCUGCUGGCUCCCUUCUUUUCUCGCCCUCCCCACCAUCCGUCCAUCCCUCCUUCCCAUGACCCCUGCUCGGGCUCUCACUGGCUCACACAUCACUUGGAGCAACGUCUCUGCUAUCAUAUAAAUAAAUCAUUUAUGAACUGUUUUUGUAUUUUCUGUUGAUGUGACCAUUCUGAAAGUCCGAGUGAAUUACUCGCAUCUUUCCUCGCACGCUGAUUUCUCUAGUUUGCUUCCCACUUCCCCUUUUAAUUUUUAAAAUUUCUUUCCUUUCCUCCCCAUCCAUCAAAUGCACCGCCCGUGUCUUUUUUUUCUUAUGAAAGAAAAUGAUUUACUUGUAAUUUAAAGUACAGCAUUUAUAGACCCCUGUUUUUUUUUUUUUAUUCUUUUUUUUUUUAUAGCUGUAGCCUUGUUCGUGCUUAGCAGUUAAGGAUGUAAAAAGGUACUGUAAAGACUGUGUGACAGUCUGGGUGUGUAGGUGUUUGGCCUCGUGUGCGCCUGUGUGCGUACCCGAGCGUGUGCACGUGUGUGAACUAUGGUGUCGCUGGAUUUUUUUUUUUUUUUUUUUUUUUUUUUUUUAGGGUUUGGGGAGAAGCGUGCUGUUCUCCCCUCCCUCCUGUUGUCCCCCGCGCGACCUUUCAUAGUUGUAAAUGACUACUACCCCCUAUCCUGCCCCUCCCUCCCGUCCCCUCCAUCCCUCCUAACAUUCCCACAGAUAAGUGUUAGAGCGAGGAACAAUCCUCCUCCUCCUCCUCCUCCUCCUCCUGUGUUGACCUGCUCCUGCUGUUGUUUAUCUGCUGCUGCUGCUACUACUGCUUAUGCCACAACUGUCAGGGGCCUGCUGUUCUCCCUCUUUAUCUUAUUUUCUGGCGGUAGUGUGUGUAUAGGUAUGCCUUUCUGCUCAUUAUUAUUAUUAUUAUUAUUAUUAUUAUUAUUAUUAUUAUUAUUAUUAUUAUUAUUAUUAUUAUUAUUAUUAUCAUUAUUAUUAUUCAUGGUCAGAAUGUGUCUUGUCAGUGCGUGUGAUGUAGUGAAGAAAGUUUAUAUUUGAUCUGAAGAUGGACUUUUCUUAUCUUCUUCGUGUGAUGCAACAACACGCACAACCCGACCCCUCCCCACUUUGUUUACUGUUUUUAGAUGAAUAUUUUUGUUAUCUCUGAGUAUCAAUUGAGAAUAUGCCGUGCAGUCCCCCUUCCUCGUUCCACUCCCCCCUCCUCACCCUCCAUGGCCCCUCCAAGCACUAGGCAAGCGAGGGAGCAGGAAGGUGGUGGCAAUGUCAGUGCAAUAAGAAGUCUGUUUUGAGGAAUAACUUCGCUUGUGGCUUUUUCUUUUCUUUUUUUUUCGUUGGUCAGUUUCUCUCUCUCUCUCUCUCUCUCUCUCUCUCUCUCUCUCUCUCUCUCUCUCUCUCUCUCUCUCUCUCUCGUGUGUGUGUGUGUGUGUGUGUGUGUGCGCGCGUGCGUGCGUGCGUGCGCUCCAGCGAGCGCUCCGAACUUAUAUAUUUUAUUUGGUGGUUGUAUGCGAACAUGUGUAUAUAAAUGCGUGUACGUAUAGAUGUGUGUUAAUGUGCGUGUGUUCGCGUGUACACACUACGGCUGGAAGGGUUAAUCUGCCGCCGCGACCCCGAAGGGCGCAUCCGGCAGCUGACGGGCGGCGUCCCCCUCCGGGCUGCCCCCAAGGCCCGUCCCCUUCUCCCUGUUGGUCAGGGUCAAGGGGUCAACCAGCGGGAGGGAGCGUUGACGCCCCCCUUUCCCCCCUCUCCUCUUUCCGUCCCCAACCUUUGGUAAUUUCGGCGCGUCGACGUCGGAAAUCCGCGGUGAGGCAGAAGUGGAUGCGGUUUUUGGAUCAUUUUUAUGUACACACACACACACACACACACACACACACACACACACACACACACACACACACACACACACACACACACACACACACACACUCUCUCUCUCUCUCUCUCUCUCUCUCUCUCUCUCUCUCUCUCUCUCUCUCUCUCUCUCUCUCUCUCUCUCUCUCUCUCUCUCUCUCUCUCUCUCUCUCUCUCUCAACUCGCCCUCAGGCUGCGCCAUGUCUGUAUGUGCGUGUGUAUGUAUGUACUGUACAGUUUAGCUUGUGAGUCGCUGGCUAAUUAGGGUCUAUUAAGGACAGGUGAGGCACGUGCUUCCCGCUCUUCUCGUCAGCCAUCACGUCGCGGCUCCACUCCACAAUAAACAAAUAAAGAAUAAAUAAAAGGAAAAAAUGUCGCCCCUCCGUCCUUCCUGCUAUGUCAAAAAUCUAGAGUUAACUUGCCGUACACUGCAGCGAGGUGUCUGACAUGCUCCUCGUUCCCUUGCUUUCCAUACAUCUUCCUUGGCGCUUACAGUCAGUAGUCACUCAGGUGUACUGUGCAGACUGACCACGAACACUGAUGCCACACAAAACGAGUCGUCGCUUCGGUGAACUUAAACUAACGUGUCCCUCAGUUAGUUGGACUGAAUAUUCUGAACCAUCGCUGGUCAUGAACGAGUUUUCCCCCUUGAUCAUCAUUUGAUCACAGGUCCUGGAGACGAGUGGUCUCCCCCACCCCCCGUCCCACUCCAGUCCUUUCGUCCACCUGCCCAUCCCAGGGUUACCAGCUCAUCCCUUCCUCUCCUUCCCACCGUGGUCGACAGCUGCAUCCUUCACCAACAACACCCCUCCCCUCCCAUUCCUUCUCUACUUCAUGCUCACCAUCUGGACCCUCGGAAAGCCGCAAACAACUCGCGUGGAGGUGGACUCAGCGUCAGCGAAGAGGGAGCGACAGGUCGUUUUGUUCAUCCACGAGGAGCAAGGCCAAUUUAUUGGGGCUUUGUCUGACGCUUGAUCUGUGAGAGAGAGAGAGAGAGAGAGAGAGAGAAUGAUUACCUAUGCUUCAGGGCGUAGGAGUCGAAGCACUGGGAUUUUCUUUUUUAUCACUACAGCUGUUUCUUUCCUUUUUUCCUCUUUUCAUCUUUACCUCCUCUCCUUCCCCCAAAUGUCCCUCCCCUUCCCUCACACCCUCCCCUCCCCUCCCCGAGAUGUGAGAUUGACUGGCUUGCUGCUGCUGCUACUCUUGCUCUCGCUCUCCAGAGGCAGGGACGAAUGUUGCAAUAAACGGAUGCCACUCCAGUGAACAACUUUUGGUAUUUGCUGCUGUUAUUAUUAUCAUCCAUUCCUUGUUGUUUACACCUUUUCCCUCUCCUUCCAAUCUCUCUCUCUCUCUCUCUCUCUCUCUCUCUCUCUCUCUCUCUCUCUCUCUCUCUCUCUCUCUCUCUCUCUCUCUCUCUCUCUCUUUGUAACACGAUCCCUCCUGCCGGUGAGGUGACAUCCCUCCCACCCUUCCCUACUUCCUUCUGCCCGCAGCCCCCAGCCCCUAUGCCUACCUUGAGGGACUCCGGGCCCCAAAAUAUACAAGGUCUUCCAAGUGAGGGACUCGAGUCCAGAGUAGUGUAUCCUGUAUCCUUUAGCCUUAAGCCACGAAUUAUUGUUGAUGGGGGUUUACACUUGGGCUUGUGUCUCGUGUCUUACAUACAACUGACUUUUUAUCCAUUUGUAUCUUUUCUCUCGUGUUUACCAAGUGAGUAGCGUCAGCUUUGGAAAGGGAAAUGUGUUACUUUUUUAUUUUGUGUAUUUACUUUCACCCGUGAUGCUUCCAUGUUUGUUUGUGUCAGUCUCUACUUUUACCAUUACAACCAAUACCUAUAUUUUUCUCUGAUUUUUGUCAAUGUAAUACAUUCCGAUACUACUUUUGUUUUUACUUUGCUGUAAUGUUUGGGUUUUUUGCCUCGAGACUGGAGUGCGGGGUGCUUCCUUUGAAUGUAUGUUAACAGCUCGUUUGUCCUCAAGUAUAUUAAUGUUUACCAUGAAGAUGCCUGUGAUGGGAAACUGUAUCUCGUUUUCUUUCUUUGACUUUUUUCCUACGCUUGGGUUAUAUCGUUUGAUUGGAAAAUAAAAAGAUUUACAUGAUAUAUUAAAUAGGAUACGCUGCCCCUUUCCCCCUCUCUUCCUUUCCUCCCAAGACAAAAACGGCAAGCAAGGGUUGAAAAAUAAUGUUAAUCUGUGUUGAUCAAAUUUGUUAUGAUCGAUGAGAUUCAGUCCCCCUUUGCCUUACCUGUGUGAUAAAAGGUGUUCCGUCUCGUCACCAGAUACCCGCCCGUCUGUCUGCCCGCGUGCCUGUGUGUGCAAGUAGAAGACUUUGUGCACAUCUGCGUCGCUUUAGCUCACUCGUCAAAUUGAAACUUUAGAUUUGUCCUUAAAAGUUUGCUUAUUGGUGUGCCUGCAGGUGUGCUUGUGUGCGUGUGGGCGGCGACAGGUGGGGCUCUGUGACCUGCGGUAUACGAUCUUUUUUAAACUGUAUCAGAAACUCUAUGCAAAUUUACUGUAGGAUCAACUGGUCUUUAAUAAACGUUAUUUUAUUAUUGCCAUAA